Messenger RNA from Pelmatolapia mariae (spotted tilapia), 500 nucleotides. Its product is annotated as acyl-CoA-binding protein-like. Gene Ontology annotation, biological process: fatty acid metabolic process. The coding region runs from base 57 to 317 and encodes 86 amino acids. The record is from RefSeq and is a predicted model, not a curated record. NCBI's taxonomy places the organism in Eukaryota, Metazoa, Chordata, Actinopteri, Cichliformes, Cichlidae. The transcript is spliced from 4 exons. Gene Ontology annotation, molecular function: fatty-acyl-CoA binding.
CGGACGAGCACGGCCUUUGAACAGGAGCAAAGGUGUGCCCCAGUUUCACUGCAGUCAUGACUGAGGCCUUUGACAAAGCGGUAGAGGAGGUGAAGGUUCUGAAGCAGAAACCGAACCAGCAAGAAAUGGGCGAUCUGUACGGCUUAUAUAAGCAAGCUACAGUCGGUGAUAUUAACACAGAGCGUCCAGGGUUCCUUGACUUUACAGGAAAAGCAAAGUGGGAUGCAUGGAAUGCAAGGAAAGGUCUGUCCAAAGAGGAAGCAAUGGCCAAAUAUGUUGCUUUGGUGGAGGAACUCAAGGAGAAAUGCGGAAUCUAGAGUGUGUGUGUGUUUCAUCAUUGUGUGCAUUCAGAUGGUUGAAAGAGAUAAGCCAUCCUUACUGGAACCUUAUUUGUUCUUGUUGGCAACAAAAUGGGACUGGAAGGGCUCUCGUUUCUGUUUUAUGAGUUCUACUGAACCAGUGAGCGGGCUUUGGUUAAAUGCACGUAAACCAUCCUUUUU